This is a messenger RNA of Danio aesculapii, 2087 nucleotides long. It is a transcript of the gene adra1aa, whose product is annotated as adrenoceptor alpha 1Aa. Bases 1152 to 2087 code for a protein of 311 amino acids. Gene Ontology annotation, cellular component: membrane. NCBI's taxonomy places the organism in Eukaryota, Metazoa, Chordata, Actinopteri, Cypriniformes, Danionidae. The transcript is spliced from 2 exons. Gene Ontology annotation, biological process: phospholipase C-activating G protein-coupled receptor signaling pathway; adenylate cyclase-activating adrenergic receptor signaling pathway; positive regulation of cytosolic calcium ion concentration. The record is from RefSeq and is a predicted model, not a curated record. Gene Ontology annotation, molecular function: alpha1-adrenergic receptor activity.
CCUUCUCAUGUCUAUUUCCACUCACUAGACGUCGAAGGGCUAUUUUAACCAGAAAUCGCGUCAGCGGCUGAUUCACUCUUGUUUGAGAUGAUGUGCCUUCGCUGGCCAAUAGCCACGUCCACAUCCACGAGCCCGGAGCGCAGCGGCACCAAAGUUUGUGCGUAAAAAGGCGGCGCGGCGGAGCGGAGCGCGAGGAGCCAUGACUCACUCAGUGUCACCUCCUCUGAGAGUAAAAUACUGCUGUCCUGAGGUCCCUUCCGCUCAGAUGUGUGUGAGAAACACACAACUGCACUUGACUCGCUGAAUCUGUUUCCACAGCGAUGACUGGAGAGUCUGAAGCGAUGAAGCGGAGACGCGCGGCGCGUCCAUCUACCCAAACACCUCCGGAUCGAGUUUUCGCGUUCAUCGACACGCCGCUGGGGGUUCGUCAGGCUUCAAAAACCAAACCAGCAUGCCAGCAUCAGGACCAAAUCUAUCCUGAUUGAAGCUGUUCGCCUAAAAAACCUGCGUGACGCACCGAGAACCGCUCUUCAGCCAAAAAUAUCUCCUCAGCGCAUGCCAAAGUGCUUUUAGCUUUGUCCUUGUUAUCUGCUUUGCAACCUCAGUGACAUCAGCCAAUUCAAUGCAAACCUAUGAGUGACCAUCAGGAGUUUCCCAAAAAAAAAGUGUGCACAAAAAGCCAGUUCACAGUGUUGCGAAUGUGCAAAGUGAAUUGUUUAAAUCCCCUUUGAUGGAUAUCUCAGAUAAAUCACUCAUGCAUCAAACCGAAAGCUUUAUUCCUCCUCGAUUGAUCACACAAUCUGCAACAACGCUACUUGUUUAACUCUCAUUGCUCUGUAUGAUGCUCCAGCUGCACAUGCUUAUGAACACGUCAAAGCAACCUACGAAUUUAUGACUUUAUGACAAAAGAAUCCAACGCUCUCCGCAGCAUAAUACGUUUAGUUCCCUGUGUUUAUAUCUCACCCGCAGCGAUUUUUCCACCAACAUACAUCAUUAAAAGCUCAUCUUGGGGCAUUUGAGAAAUGAAACACAACAGUUUGAGUUUCAUCCCAUUCCCUCGGCGUGCUACUGGAAAUGCUCUGGGUUUCUUGCACGACAGCCAACGUAGUAUCUUUUUUUGGUACAAACUGAAAGGACGGCAUCCUUAUUAAAUGCCUGGACAUCUUGAACAAAUGGUUCCCUUCAAAGACAACAUGACUCCGGAGUCGUUCCCUGAGAACUGUAGCAACUGCAGCCAAGUGCUCGUCCCGGAGCUGAACGUCAUGAAGGCGGUGGCUUUGGGGGUGGUUUUGGCGGUGUUCAUCGUGUUUGGCGUUUUGGGCAACAUCUUAGUCAUCCUAUCGGUGGCUUGCCAUCGUAAUCUACGAACGGUCACGCAUUACUUCAUCGUCAACCUAGCAGUUGCGGAUCUUCUUCUGAGCUCUACGGUUCUUCCGUUCUCCACGGUCUUCGAGAUGCUGGGUCGAUGGAUCUUCGGACGGCCUUUUUGUGACGUGUGGGCUGCGAUGGAUGUUUUAUGCUGCACGGCGUCUAUUAUGAGCUUGUGUGUGAUUUCUGUGGACCGAUAUAUCGGCGUUAGCUAUCCUCUACAGUACCCAUCUAUUGUGACAGAGCGACGUGCAUUGCUUGCACUCAUAGCUUUAUGGGUUCUGUCCAUCACUAUUUCCAUCGGACCUCUAUUCGGCUGGAAGGAACCGGCGCCGGAUGAUGAAACCAUAUGCAAGAUAACUGAGGAACCCGGUUAUGCCAUUUUCUCAGCUUUGGGAUCUUUUUACCUCCCUCUAGUGGUGAUUCUCUCAAUGUAUUGUCGUGUGUAUGUUGUGGCGAGAAGGGAAACGCGAGGACUGAUCAGCGGACAGAAGACUGAGAAGUCGGAUCACGCUGAGACUGUGACCUUGCGGAUACAUCGCGGAAACAUGACGGUGUCCGAGGACGAGGCGUUACGCAACCGGACACACUUCGCACUGCGUCUGCUCAAGUUCUCAAGGGAAAAAAAGGCCGCCAAGACUUUGGGCAUCGUGGUGGGAUGCUUCGUACUCUGUUGGCUUCCGUUUUUCCUGGUUCUUCCCAUCGGUGAGUUGUUAUAA